AUAAAUAAUACCAAAAAGGACACGGGCCGUGGACCAAACUCUUUUCCCUCAAAUUUCCCCUCUUUCCCCUCCUCACCCCUCGAUCUGAUCUCGAUUCAUCUAACUCUCCUCCCCGAAUCCUCAAUUCGACACCAGAUCCGGUCCUCCCUCGCCGAGGCCUCUCUAUCGGUGCCGAUUUCGCCCCGUAUCGUUGAUUCUGUGUGUUCGCGAGAUUAGGGUUUCGAGGCGCUGAAAUCGGGUACCGAUUGGCUCGAUUGAGGCGGAAUUUCUCCAGGGGAGGCUGGUCUGUGGUUGAUUGGUGGCUCUGAGAUCCUAUUAUUGCGGUUCUUUUCAUCGAAUUUGCGCGAUUUGUUUGCUAGGGUUUCGUCGUUUCCCUCCCGUCCAACCCUCCGUCGACCCCUCAUCGCCAGAGCAUUAUGUUGCAUCAAGAAAAUAGUGAGGUUUAUGUGAGGCACCACUCCGAGCAGCUUGCGUGUGGCAAUCUGAGGGGAACCGAUGAUGGGCGCUCAAACUUCCUUCCUGAGAAAUACCAUAUUGCAACAGAAUGGAAUACCACAGCUUGUCUAGUUAAUACUGCCAGUGCUGUUAAAGAAGUGACAGUCGAUCAUCAUAAGAGACCUGCCUCUAGUGGUUUCACAGACAUGUUGGACUGCAAACGGAUGAAGCAGGAAGAGCAAACUGUAUCUGAGAAAGAUAAUGCAGCAGAUGCUGACAUAAAUGUUCCAGAGUAUGGAUCAUACAGGACAUGGGAGAGAAUCUCCGAUCUGCCAGCAUAUGGUAGUGAGGAAAGUGAGGAUGAAGGUGUAGAUCCACCUGUUAAUUUUUCACUAGCCCAAACUUAUGUUGAAGAUUACCUGCGAUCUGCAAGUUAUUGUCAAAGGGAAGACAUUUACUCGUCUGUUAGCCUUUGCCCUACAAGGAAAACUGUUCCAAUUGGGCCAAAUUAUCAGGCUGAGUUGCCAGAGUGUGCAUCUGGUAAUUGUAGGAGCUCAGUUGAUGGUAAUGCUGAUGUGUCAUCAUCUUCUCACAUAUGUGAUAUAAAGGAAGCCGAGAGUGACAAGUGGAUUAGGAACUCUGUCAUUCCAAUGCCUGGUUCUGUUGAGUUACCUUCAGUGCUGAAACCCGUUUGCUUUAAGACAGAUUGCAGUUGUGUUGAUGAAGGUUCGAUUGCGUGCGUGAGGAAGCAUGUGAAGGAAGCAAGAGAAAGACUAAUGACUGCCCUUGGUCUGAACACCUUCAAAGAGUUAGGAUUCUUUGACAUGGGAGAGGAGGUGGCCUUGAAAUGGACUGAAGAUGAAGAGCAUUUGUUCCAGGAUGUGGUAUCAUUAAACCCUGCCUCUCUUGGAAGGAACUUCUGGGAUGAACUUCUGCUUGCCUUCCCAUUGAAGACUAACAAAGAGUUAGUGAGCUACUAUUUCAAUGUCUUCAUGUUGAGGAAGAGGGCUGAGCAGAAUAGGUUGGAUCCAAUGAAUGUUGACAGUGAUAAUGAUGAAUGGGAGGGAAGAGAUGAUGAUGAAUUUGCUGUGACAGAAAGGGCUGGUGAGGAUUUGCUGCUCGAGUCUCUUACUGAUCAAGAUGAUGGUGCAUGCAAUCAAGUUCCCCUCCAGGGAAAUAUGCAUGAAGAGUCUGGUGAGGAGGAUGAGUUUGACUGUUGUGGUCACAGGCAAGAAAAUUGCUGCGUGGAGGGGAAUGUCAUGGUGUCCCUUGUGGACAAUAACCAGGAGGCAACCAUUUUUGACACAGAUGCUCAAGACGACUCAUGCACAUCAUUUGAGGUUCCGCAUGUUUGUACCAUGGAUGGCACACCCACUGAUAUUGCUGGAGACCACUACCGGGAUGUUGGCUUUGGUAGCGUUGCAGAUCAUGGAUACUUUGGUGGCCAUUGCGACCCGAAAACAUGGGAUAUUGGUUUCAGUAGCGUAUGGGAGAAAGACGAAUUUCUUUCGACAAACAAUGUGAUAGAAGAGGUGUUUGGAAAGGGUUCUUGUGAAAUUGGAAAUGACUCUUCUACUGCCCAGGGCAUCAUUUAAAGAUGAUCCGGGUUUCUGAUGGAGAGCGAAGGCCGAACCUGCUUUUGAAAUUUGUACAGUGAUAGCUCUUCCUUUUUUUUUGAUGAUGAUUCACUUGCCUGUAGAAAUCCCGCCUCUGUCUGUCCCGAGAACAUCUGUUUGAGAAAUGUAAUUUCAUUCUCAUGAUGAAUGUCUGUCUAUUUGUAGUUAUCCAUCAUCAGUCGAUGAUCUCCUGUAGCCUGUUCCCUGUUGUAGCCUCUGUGUACUGUUGUCAUGACAAGUUUCAAGGCCUGAGCAUUUUUGCA
Molecule: messenger RNA, 2314 nt
Organism: Triticum urartu
Lineage: Eukaryota; Viridiplantae; Streptophyta; Magnoliopsida; Poales; Poaceae
Source: RefSeq, a predicted model, not a curated record